GAAACUGCAAGAAAAAUGGGCGACAGGAAAAGAGGAGCGACUGCUAAGAAGGCGAAGACGGAGACGGAGAGGGUGUGGCCGGUCAUAAAGCAGAAGCCAAAUCUUCUAUCCACACGCCUUAAAGACGACGAUUUGAUUACUAUCCAGAACUAUUUUACACCAGCUGAAUCGAAAGCAUUUAUAGAUGCUGCUGAAUCAAUUGGUUUUGCUCACCAAGGAAGUCUUGGUCCAACCAAGGGAGAAGCUUACAGAGACAAUGAUCGAAUAUCUGUCUGUGAUCCUGUCCUUGCUGAAGCAAUAUGGCAGGCUGGACUUAAAAAACUCUUCUCCGACUUUAAGAUUCGAGGCAAAGUUGCAGUUGGAUUGAAUCCCAACAUAAGAUUCUACAGGUACACGGCGGGGCAGUAUUUUGGACCACAUAUUGACGAAAGCGUCGAUCUUGGAGAUGGAAAGCGAACGCUCUACACUUUAUUGAUCUACCUAAGCGGCAUUCCUGGUAAAUCGAAAACAAGGUCUAAAAAGGAUAAUGACACGCGAGAGACUUUGGAGGCGCUAGUUGGGGGAGAGACUGUGUUUUAUGGCCCUAGGAAUGCUCUUGUAGCUGAGGUACCCCCUGCUGAAGGGAUGGCCCUUGUUCACAUCCAUGGCAGUAAGUGCAUGCUGCACGAAGCUCGGACUGUCGAUAAGGGCAUCAAGUAUGUCUUGCGAUCCGAUGUCGUGUUUGCUUAGGAAUCGAUAUAUUUAUCCGGCGAAAUCGGGUUUCUUGUGGGGACUCUGGUGAAAGAAAACUGGCAAAAUUCUGUAAGUUGUAAUACAUUGAUGAAAUAUUGGCUUAUUUUCGAACUUAGUUUUGUUCUUUUAAGUUUUUUAUUUGAUUAUUUGGGAGGAAAAAAAAAAAAAGUUUAGAAUAGUAACAUCAGACCUAAAAUUUUUCAAGUAAACACACCCAAUUCAUUCUUUAUCUAUACCUAUUACUAUUUUUAUUUUUUUAUUAUUUACAUAAAUAUUACUAAUGGAUUUCAUAUAUUUUUUUUAUACUCAUUCUAUUUUAAUCUAAAAAUUGUAUGACUAACUUUAAAAUUCCAAUUCUAUAUAACUUUAACAAACUUAUAGGUUACAUCAUCACAAUCAAUUAAAAUGGAAAACAUAGCCAUGGGUUACUGUGUUGAUUAAAAGUAAGUAACACGGUAUUGAUUUAAGUUUAGGUAGUUGGAUUAGUGUUUAAUUUAGAAAUUAUUAUUAUUUAAUUUGUAGUUUAUAUGGUAAAUAAAAACUACUUUUAUAGUUAAUUAGUUAAUAUUUAUUUAGUACUAUACAUAUAAAUGCAAUUAGCUACUUCGAAUAUUUGGAUAAAUACAAAUAUUUGGAUGAAUAUGACUUUUAUGUUGAAUAUAAAUAUUCAGGGUUUAGGGAUACAUUUAAAAAAUAAAAAAAUAAAAAUUUAUAUAUAUAUUCCUCAAUAAGAACCAAAAAUACAAGUUAUACAUAGUAAUACAAUAGAACAAUGAAAAAUCAAAGUUACUCAUUCAAAAAAAUAAAUGAAAUAAUAAUUUUGUAAAAUAUAUAAAUUGUAUCAGUUGUUUUUUUCAGUUAUGUACAAUAUCUAACAAAAAUAAGGCUUUGUUUACUCUUAAGAUUUUAUAACUGAUUUUACAAUUAUAACUUUAUUUUCUGUUCAAAAUCAUCUAAUCAAACAUUCAAUUUUUAUUUAUUUUAUUACAUUAAAAUUUAAUUUUACAUUCAAAAUAUAACAUUAAUAUAUAUUUAUAUCACAUCAAAUAACUAUUUCAAUUCAAAAUUUUAUUAUUCAAAAUCAAAACUAAAAAAUCAAAAUCUCUCAGAUAAACACACCCUAAAAAGAUUGAUUUCAACCGGAUCAAAAUGACAAAAAAUAAAUAGAUUAAUUACCAAAAGCAUGAGUAUGUAUCUAUACAAACACACAGGUAUAUACAUGCAUACAUAUAUAUAUAUAUGUAUGUAUCUGUGAGUACGUUGUGUCUGUGAACUUAAUUAGGUUGGAGUACAAUUCCGACAGCAGGCGGUGGCGGCGGCGGCGGCUACAGUGGCGGCGGCAGAAUCUUAAUGACGAGGCCGGGGAAGACAUCGUCGGGGUCGUGAAUAUGGGGAUUCCUCUCGACGAUGUACGGAUCGCCGCAUUUCUCACUUAUUGUGUUUAGUGUCUCGCCUUCUCCGACCACAUAUAUUUCCUCGCACCGCCGUUGCUGCGCCGCCGUGACUGUAAUUGUUCCGGCCGCCACCUCGGUUCUGGCGCCGCCGAUCAGCAGCAGCACGGCUACGAAACCUAAGGCGCAGCAGACGGAGACAACGUCGGAGAAAAUUAGGGACGGCCUGACGGCGCCGGCGGAUUUGUAAGAAGGAGCCAUUAUGAAUAAUUAUUUAUUUAUUUAAUUAAUUGUAUUUGUUGGAGAAGUGAAAUGAAGUGCCGUGGAGUGAUUGGUUAUAUAGGAGGAUGGUCCAUUGGACCUGCCCUACACGAUCACCACACCACUUUCCUUGUGUUGUGGAUGGUUAUCGCUGACUUAUUUUGUUUUAUUAUAUAUUUAUAUAUGUACAUUCAUAUUCUUAUUUUGUAUUGUAUAAUUCCAAAAUUAUAUCUAAAUUUAUUAACAUUUUUCUCUCUUUUUUU
Andrographis paniculata is the source of this 2647-nucleotide messenger RNA. RefSeq lists its product as uncharacterized. Lineage: Eukaryota; Viridiplantae; Streptophyta; Magnoliopsida; Lamiales; Acanthaceae. Gene Ontology annotation, biological process: peptidyl-proline hydroxylation to 4-hydroxy-L-proline. The record is from RefSeq and is a predicted model, not a curated record. Gene Ontology annotation, cellular component: endoplasmic reticulum. The transcript has 4 exons. The coding region runs from base 16 to 729 and encodes 237 amino acids. Gene Ontology annotation, molecular function: L-ascorbic acid binding; iron ion binding; procollagen-proline 4-dioxygenase activity.